Molecule: messenger RNA, 1338 nt
Organism: Paramecium tetraurelia
Lineage: Eukaryota; Ciliophora; Oligohymenophorea; Peniculida; Parameciidae
Exons: 6
Molecular function (GO): phosphatidylinositol binding; protein binding
Source: RefSeq, a predicted model, not a curated record
AUGGAUAAUGAAAAAGUAACUCUGUAUGAAAUUGAAAUCAAUGAUGGUGACAAAGUUUGGAGAAUUGAGAAAAGAUUUAAUUAAUUUAAGCAAUUGAAUUAAAGAUUAAGUGAAUAUUUUGGAAACACCAUUCCAUUGUUACCUAAAUAGACCUACACAACUUUUAUUGUUAAAAAAACAGAGUAGGAAAUUAUUGAAAGGAAAAAGGGAUUGGAAGAAUACCUUAAGUAAAUUAUAUAAAAUGAACAAAUUUUAAACUCGAUACUUUUUAAGGAAUUCAUCCAAUCUCCCUCUUUCAAUACUUCAAAACUAUAAUUAGAUAGUGUAAGAACGUUUGAUUUGGGUCUUAGAGAUUUUUAUUUCUAUGAAGACGCAAUAUUCGUAUUACUUUGCGAAAUGAACCCAUUAAAUAGAGCAACCACAAAUUUUCAUAAUAUGAAAUUUCCUUGGCAAGAGGAUAUCGAUAUCUCUAAUCUCAAACCAUUAGGAUACUUGGAUUGUUUAAUCGGACCAUAAAUGAUAUGGAGAAAGAAAUAUAAUUCAUAACCAAUUUGCAUGAGUGUUAUCAAAGACAAUAUUUUAGUAGGUUUAGAUAAUGGAAUUAUUAAUCAUCUCUAAUUCAAAUCAAAGAAGCAUUUACUAGAAUCUCAGGAUUACUAAUAGCAUACUGCUAGGAUCAUGGGGUUGCAUAUUUAUGGAGAGAACAUCUAUUCAGUAAGUAAGGAUUAGAGAUAUCGUGUGAUGAACAUCAAAAAGGGUGAAACUUAUAUAGAUCUUUAUCAUAAGCAUGAAUUAACUUGUUUGAAAUUCGAUGAAUCCAGAGAUUAUGCAUUUAUAGGAGAUAGAGGAGGAAUAAUCUAUGCUUAUCAUUAGGCUACAUUAAAAAUCAGUCUCGAUACAAAUUUAUAGUUUAUCAGGGAUCUUAUCAUUCAAAAAUCCCAUGACACCAUCAUAGCUAUUGGAUUUCAAACAGGCUAAGCCAUCAUACUAAACAUUUUCAAUAAAGAAGUUUAAAUGCAAGAGGCUAUAUAGUUCAAAAAUAAAAUUAAAAGCAGAUGCAUAGCUUGGUCUCUUUUAAGAGGAGAAGCAUAUAUUGGAAAUCAGGAAGGGUUUGUUACUGUGUGGGAUAUUCAAAAAAAAAUACCAAUUUAUGAAAUCUAACUUCACAAUGGCCCUAUCACAAAGAUAUAUUGGAAUGAUGAAGAAGAAAUGUUAUACACAGCUAGUAAAGAUAAAACCUUAAAAGUUGUUACAAUCACAUUUUUCAAUAAAAAUAAGAGAGAUAGUUAAAUCUAUUAAAAUGGAUAAUCCGGUAUUCUCUAGAACUUCAAUUUAUGA